Messenger RNA from Capronia epimyces CBS 606.96, 2325 nucleotides. RefSeq lists its product as uncharacterized. The record is from RefSeq and is a predicted model, not a curated record. The transcript is spliced from 4 exons. The coding region runs from base 1 to 2325 and encodes 774 amino acids. Lineage: Eukaryota; Fungi; Ascomycota; Eurotiomycetes; Chaetothyriales; Herpotrichiellaceae.
AUGGCAGAAAACUUCUUCAGCAAUGUGCCGUUCGUGCCCAGCGAAACCUCAGCUCCCGAAGGCCAAUCUACAUCGACUACGGUGGAAGAUUCGGCUGCUAGACUGAACCCAUUUUUGUCAUCAUCCGCAUUUCGUCCGCAGCCCAACUCGACAAGCCUCGUGUUUGGCCAUCCUGCAUUUGGCAAUUUUGUCCGGGAAGGCUCUGCAACAAUUUUCGGAUCCUCAAGCAUCUCACCACAAGCUCCAACAGCAGAACGUGUCUCAUCAUUUGUACCGGUGACGAAUGUCUUUCAGCCAAGUCCGUUUCAGGGCGCUCUCCCAGCGAUUCCUGCGGCCCAGAAAGACUGCGGCAUGGCAGCUUCGGAGCAUUCACCCUUUGCUACAUUGAAUUCUCGCAGACAGGAAGAAGAGCUCAAUGCGACUGGCGGCUACCUCCAGCUAGUCCGAGCAGGCUCCCGGGGGUCUGAUGGCCGCCGUCUGAUCGACGCCAAGCUGGAAGAAAUCAAAACCACACCGCUGUUCUCUGAACAAGCUCGGCUCGCAUUGGGGGCCGGAGUUCUACAGAACUUGGGGUCCGCCGAACAUCCAUUCCCACAGUUUGGCCUUUUGGGCAUGCGUGAAGAAACAUACAACUCCAGCUACACCGGGGUACCCCAGACGCUGCCUGCUGAGGAUAAUCUGGUAUUUGCCAAUAUGAAUGCUCCAUGGUCUGCAUUCAUAUGUGGUUCGCAAGGGGCUGGCAAGAGUCACUCACUGUCGUGUUUGUUGGAGAACGCGCUUUUGAGGACUUCUUCGGCUGGCGUCAAUCCGCGACCUUUGGCAGGACUUGUUUUCCAUUUUGACAAGUUUACCAGCUCGGACAGUACGCAAGUAUGUGAAGCAGCAUAUCUUUGUUCAGCCGGUGUGCCGGUCCGAGUUCUAGUCUCACCCAGCAACUUUUACGCAAUGAACAAUCUGUACCGCAACUUGCCUGGGCUGCCCAAGAACUGCCCCAAGCCGCAGGUCAUCCCACUCCGCUUCCGCGAACAACAAUUGAACGUCGCGAGAAUGAUGACCUUGAUGGCGGUCAAGGACGACGGACAGUCUCCAUUGUACCUGGAAGUCCUUUACAAGGUUCUUCGAGACAUGUCCAUGGAGAACAAGGGCUCAAGCGGUCUCGACUACCUCAAUUUCAAGUCUCGUCUGAAUGCACAAGGAUUCUCCGCCGCUCAAAACGGACCUCUUCGGUUGCGACUACAGCUCCUUGAGGAGUUUCUCGCCUCCCGUGACCAGUCUGCGGAAUCUGCCCAUGUACUCGACGGUGUUUUCCACUCGGCACAAGGCAGUCUGACAAUUGUUGAUCUCAGCUGCCCUUUUGUCAACGAAAAUGACGCUUGCGCACUGUUCAAUAUCUGUCUGUCCAUCUUCAUGGAGAAUCGAGGAGAGUGUGGCAGAGUCAUUGCGCUUGACGAGGCUCAUAAGUUCCUCACAAAAUCAGGAGAGGCAGAAAAGCUGACAGAGCAGCUCAUAUCACUUAUCCGUCAGCAACGUCAUCUAGCGACCCGUGUUAUAGUGGCGACACAAGAGCCAACUCUCUCCCCAAGUCUGCUGGAUCUUUGCAACGUCUCCAUUGUUCAUCGCUUCAACUCGCCUGCCUGGUUUAACGAGAUGCGGGGUCAUCUUGCUGGUGCCCGAUUGGGUAGCGACUCAGACAAAGAAGAGUUAUUCGAAAUGAUCGUCGGCUUGCAGACCGGUGAGGCUUUGGUCUUCUGUCCUUCGGCUCUUUUAGAUGUUGGGGGUGGCGACGUUGAUCGGCUGAAAGACGCCUUCAUCAAGAUUGCAAUCCGUUCACGUGUCACGGUUGAUGGCGGAAAGAGUAUCAUGGCGUCUGACGAGAUGGACGUGGUUGAGGCCGAAGAGCCUGCCAUUGAAGAAUUGCUCCGACCCUUUACUGUCCCUGGACAGUCCGCCGUCCACAAGCCGUGUGCUUCGGCACGGGGAGGGGACCCCUCGGCAUCACGAAAUGAUGCCAGGGCGGCGGCCCCGAGAGCCCCAGAAACCAUGCGAGCCAAUCGGCAAGCAUCAUCUCCGGUUCGCGUCCAACAUCAGCCAGCAGCCGGACCCCAAACCCGAGCAGCAGCUCGCAGAUCUGCAGGUAAUGCCUCAGCGGCCUCAUCCAAUCUUGGGAGGGCUGAAUAUUCACGGCUUGCCACUUUUCUGGAGAGAGAGGUCACACGGUCUUUGCUCAAUGAUCAUCGCCUGCUAAAGUACGAUGUGCCGCUGGCCGGCCGGUUGCCCAGUUCACUGGAAAAUGGAGCACGAAAGUCAUACGUGACCAAGCUGUAA